This is a messenger RNA of Syngnathus typhle (broad-nosed pipefish), 1412 nucleotides long. RefSeq names its product interferon regulatory factor 7 (gene irf7). NCBI's taxonomy places the organism in Eukaryota, Metazoa, Chordata, Actinopteri, Syngnathiformes, Syngnathidae. Bases 165 to 1376 code for a protein of 403 amino acids. The record is from RefSeq and is a predicted model, not a curated record. Gene Ontology annotation, cellular component: nucleus. Gene Ontology annotation, biological process: immune system process; regulation of transcription by RNA polymerase II. The transcript has 8 exons. Gene Ontology annotation, molecular function: RNA polymerase II cis-regulatory region sequence-specific DNA binding; protein binding; DNA-binding transcription factor activity, RNA polymerase II-specific.
UUCUCUGUCUUUAUCUCAUUUUCUUCUUGGACAGUAUGUGAUUUUAUAGUACCAAUUAAAGAUGUCAAAUGUCAAUUGGUUAAUUCUGCUCCUGUUUACCUGGUCGAGUUGUUAAUAGAAUACUUUUUCCUGAGUGUCAGCAAAUUGAAUUUAUUUAAUCCAACAUGUUUCUUCUCAGCCCUCAUAAGCCACUGUUUGCCAGCUGGCUCAUAGAGCAAGUGAAUUCAGGCCAGUAUGAGGGUCUGUGCUACGUGGCUCCAAACAGAAUCCGAAUUCCCUGGAAGCACAACUCCAAAAGUGACUGCAGUGAUGUCGACACUAAAAUCUUUCAUCAAUGGGCAGUUGUCAGUGGUAAAAUCAGUGUUCACCCGAAUGAUAAGGCCAAAUGGAAAACCAACUUUCGUUGUAACCUGAACAACCUCGAGCAGCACUUCAAAUUGAUUGAAGAUAACUCCAAGACUGCAGACCCUCAUAAAAUCUAUGAGAUUAUCAACACUAAGAGCACAGAAGAAAAUCAACACUUCAAUUCUGUUUUUGUCUCCAAACAGCAGCAAUUUGCGAAUAACUCUAUUGCCUUAGAGCCUGGUUGUCAUCUGUUAGGCGAGUGUUUAACAGAAUAUUCCCAAUAUCCAACCGUCCAGAGAAACAAUUUCAGUGAUGCAAUUGUUAAGAAUGCUGUUCCUCCUUUACAAGUAAAUCCAUACCUAUCUUAUAGGAACAUUGACUUAGAGGUCUCCAUCCACUACAAAAAUAAACUAAUGUUAAAGGCUAGCAUGAACACAGCCCGUCUCCAACUCCACUUCCAAGCAGCUUGUGAGAACAACUCCUACCCUCUCUGCUUUCCCACCACUGAAGGCCUGCGGGACCACAAACAGAUUAAGUACACCAACCACAUCCUCAACAGCAUCCAGAGAGGUCUACUUCUUGAAGUCCAUGAGUCUGGCAUUUAUGGAAUCAGGCAGGACACUUGCCGCAUGUUUGCUAGCAUUGAGAAACCCAGCAUGGCUCAAGCGCACCCGAAAAAAUUACCCCAAAACACUAAAAUGGAGCUCUUUAAUUUUCAAAAGUUUUGUUAUGAACUAAACCAGUUUAAGGAGAAUAAGGGAGGCUCACCUAACUAUACUAUCACAAUAUGUUUUGGAGAGAUGUUCCCGGAUGGCAAACCACUGGAGAAGAAGCUCAUAGUAGUCCAGGUGGUCCCGCUGAUGUUCCAAAACUUUCAUGAGAUGGCCCUGAGUGAGGGAGCAUCUUCUCUCAACAGCGCCAACAUCAGCCUCCAAUUGUCACACAACAGCUUAUAUGAUUUUAUUUCUUCUCAACUAAGCCCACCGACAACUGCGUUCAGCCAACAGUCCUGUAGAGAUUUUUGUCCCUAAUUGUUCCAUUUACCAAUAAAGUCUUAGUAAACCCAA